Messenger RNA from Entelurus aequoreus (snake pipefish), 1217 nucleotides. RefSeq names its product POC1 centriolar protein homolog A-like. NCBI's taxonomy places the organism in Eukaryota, Metazoa, Chordata, Actinopteri, Syngnathiformes, Syngnathidae. The record is from RefSeq and is a predicted model, not a curated record. Gene Ontology annotation, cellular component: ciliary basal body; centriole. The transcript has a single exon. Gene Ontology annotation, molecular function: protein binding. Gene Ontology annotation, biological process: cilium assembly. Bases 24 to 752 code for a protein of 242 amino acids.
UGCUCCUCGACUUCAGCAGCAACAUGAAGCAGAUUGCAACAAGCUCAACGGACUGCUGUGUGAUGAUCUGGAACAUGAAACCUCAAAGGCGCGCAUAUCGUUUUAACGGCCAUAAAGACGCUGUCACGUCGGUCCAAUUUUCUCCCUCGGGUCACCUCGUAGCCUCCAGUUCCAGAGACAAGACUGUACGCCUUUGGGUGCCCAACAUGAAGGCUGAAUCAACCGUAUUCAAGGCUCACACUGCCACGGUGCGAAGCGUCAACUUUUCCAGCGACGGCCAGUCUUUGGUGACGGCGUCCGAUGACAAGACGGUCAAAGUUUGGACCUUGCACCGGCAAAAGUUCCUCUUCUCUCUCAACCAGCACAUCAACUGGGUCCGCUGUGCCAGGUUUUCUCCAGACAAUCGCUUGAUCAUCUCUUCGAGUGACGAUAAAACUAUUAAAUUGUGGGACAAAAACAGUAGGGAAUGCAUUCACUCUUUUUAUGAACAUGCAGGUUAUGCAAACCAUGUGGAUUUUCAUCCCAGUGGAACAUGUGUGGCUGCAGCGAGCACUGACAACUCAGUCAAGUUGUGGGACAUCAGAUCCCUGAAGAUGCUCCAACAUUAUCAAGUCCACAGUGGUGUGAUGAACAGCUUGUCUUUUCAUCCGUCUGGUAAUUUCCUUCUCACUGGGUCCAAUGAUUCGACAACCAAGAUACUGGACCUUGUUGAGGGAAAACUGUUGUUCACACUUCACGGACACCAGGUAUAAAAGAAAGGGCAUCUCUAUCCUCCUUCAAAACCGCUAUAAAAGUUCACCUCCAGGCAGCUACAACCCUAAACUAACACCCUCCCCGGAUUGCUAAUAAUCAAAUGUAAACAAUCAAAUGCAGAUUCUUUUUCUUAUGCCUUCUGAUCUCUCUCUCUCUCUCUCUCUCUCUCUCUCUCUCUCUCUCUCUCUCUCUCUCUCUCUCUCUCUCUCUCUCUCUCUCUCUCUCUCUCACUCUAUGUCCACUACUUGAUGUCCAUAUCCCCCCCCCCCACCCCACCCCCCUCCACACUCCUGAUUGUAAAUAAUGUAAAUAAUUCAAUGUGAUUAUCUUGUGUGAUGACUGUAUUAUGGUGAUAGUAUAUAUGAUAGUAUAUAUCUGUAUCAUGAAUCAAUUUAAGUGGACCCCGACUUAAACAAGUUGAAAAACUUAUUCGGGUGUUACCAUUUAGUGGUCAAUUGUACGGA